Molecule: messenger RNA, 15246 nt
Organism: Coregonus sp. 'balchen'
Lineage: Eukaryota; Metazoa; Chordata; Actinopteri; Salmoniformes; Salmonidae
Source: the annotation of a GenBank genome assembly
CGCCCUCCCUCUCUCUCUAUCUCUCUCUCACCCACUCACGAGCGCACAUUUUCAGUCUCGCGCAGCCCUGACGUCCCAUUUUAUUGUCAAUCUCUGCUUCUUUCGCAGGGAUUUCCAUCUCUAUUCAAGAUCACUUGGAACAUAUAAACAAGACAAACUCUUCGCAGGGGCUAUACAGCACUGUGGCUCCGUCUAAUUUGUGCUCAGACUUAUCAACUAGGGCUUUGGCUGCAGUGUACACAGGAUGCCUCAAAAAGGUAAGCUCCAAUUUCUUGGCACUUUGUACCUAGCCUACAUUUCAGACAGCAUGCAUUAUUCACCUAACCAUAGCAUACACAUUACACCAUUUUAGAGUGAAACAUCAAAUAAAAGUAGGCUAAGUGUUGGAAAUGCAAAUUAAAACUCCAAGUUAAUAAUGUUUAAAUGUUUGUAAUUUAGGAAGAGUCCGAACGGCUCGAAAGUUUUUAGUGCUGGUCAUUUCGGCUUUAACAAAGGAACUUCGGUACGCAAACUAGUGGCAGCCUAAUUUGAACAUUUAGGUUCGCAUCCUUAUGUAUUUAUACUGUGCAUUUGCUUGUAUUCCGUCGGUGCUUGCAGUUAUCUUAAUGCUUAUUUAUGACAGGAAAUAGUAAAAGUCAGGCCAAGACAGUGAUAAGUCCAGAGAAUGGGGACGUGAUGAUGCGACGAGCAAGGGUGUCAAGUUGAAUCAUACAGUCAGCCUUACCCGGGCGCCAUCACAACAAAAUGCUCUUUUAACUUUUUCCUAAGUUUGGCAAAUGUUAAAUCAUUUUCAGGAUACAUUUUCCUCAAUUCAAUUACAAUUUAAGUAGCCUACUUACUGAACUCAAAUAGUAAUGUUUUUAACAUGCAGUAUAUAUAUGUGAAAACAGUUUAGUUUAUUAUAGCUAUUUCGCCACACAAAGUAAUAAUGAUUAGAAUAAGUGCAUAGUUACGUUUUACGUACUACAAAUAUAGGAAAAUACAGAAAAAUCACAACUUUAAAAGUGUUUAUAUUAGUGGUUAAUUAGCUAAGAUGAUUUAUAGCAUUGGGCAAUGCAUUAUGCUUUUGGCUCUUCCAGUACGAUAUUGCUUUAUUCUAUUAGCUAAAUAUAUGGUAGCUAUAUAUAGUAGUAGUUAUGUCAAAUGUUACUGUGUUCAACUUCCUGCCAGGACAUUGUUCCUUUAUGGAGUUUUUCUGCAUAGAAAUGAAGGGAAUAAUCAGGAAUAAUAUAGGCCUUACAAGUCUGAAGAUGCAUGUUCAAUUAAAAUAGUUGUAGUUGUUGAUUAAAACGGGCAAAAUACAGAUGAGACCUUCUUCUUUUGCAGACUGCAUCAAAUACAUGAUACAAUUCUAGUUAGACUUGCACAAUAAGCUAAUUAUUGGCUUCUCAUGACAUUAAAAAGUUGGUGGAUUUUAUAUAUAUAUAUAUAUACAAGUAGACUGCUUCCGGGUUAACUUUAUGCUUAAUUAAUUGUUAUAUCAAAUUAGUUAAUGGAUUAUUUUACACAAGCAAUCAAUAUAAACUCGGAACCCUUUACUUUGCUCUUUCCCAUUUUCCCAUUGCAUUAUUGCAAUUGAAAAUAAUUAGAAGAGAGAAUGAGGAAAAAUGAAAAUAAAUGUUUUGUAGCUUCACCCAUCUACUUAUAAACGUAUAUAAUCAGUGAACAAAUAGUGCAAUGAAUUUUUCUAACUUUAUUUUAGAAAAUUAUUAUAAAUUAUGAGUUAUGAUGAUGAGUUAGUUGAAUUUACAGUUUCUUUAGAAUAUCUUCAUACAUAUGAAUAGCAGCUUGGCUCUAUUAUUGGAUGUAGGCUAUAGGCUAUUUAUUUGUGGAUGCACACUGUAAAUACACACACAGUCAGUCCCUCGCCUGUUCAAAAAGGAGAAGAUGAAAAGGGAGAAAAUCAAAGCUUGGACUAUUUCCUUAGUGGCCUCCUUUUCGGCAAAUGUUUUGAAUAGGCUCUUUAUGGCAAUUGUAUUUUUCCAAUUGAGCACCCCACUGAGCUGUUGUAUCUUUUUUACAACUCUAACGACACACACUAGCAACACAAUUACAUCCAGAUAUUUAAAACAAGAAAUUGCGUUUCUAUUUUCCAAAUCGAGACAAACAAAAAAGCAGAGGGAUACGGGCACCGGGUCACGGCAAGCAGCAGUGUAACUGUGGCGGUGUGAGAGGGUGUUGUGCUGGGCAUCGGUGCAGUGGGAGGGGGUUGCUCCCUACAGCUCUUUGUAUUCCUGAGAGUUGUUGGUACGUUUAGUUCGAGGCUGUGUAGCUAGUUAGUGAGCCUGAGUUAUGCUCUCUGGGUUCUGGUGUAGAAGCAGAAAGGACGCCAUUGUUGUAAUUCCGCAGGCUUUGUUGGAGAGCCUUCACCCCCUCCCGAUGUCACUUUCCAAAGCAGCCAAGCGAGGGAGACAGCGUGUGUCACUAGACGACUACAUAUAAAGACAUCUUAAACGUAUAUUACUGACUAAAGUUUUCACGGCCAAUAUAAUAAUAACAGUAACGUUUUACAUCUUAAUGUAUUCAAAAAUCCUUAACUUUAUUUCUUUAAGGUAGCCAGCCUACUCUCAAUACACCUAAAAUACAAUCAAACGCUGAUAAUAAGCUAUUGAACCUUUUCUAGAAUUACUGCAAUGCUAUUUAUCUCAAGAAAUGAGUUUGAAAAUAUUGCAGUAAGUCUGACUUAAUAAAAACGAAAGCUAAGGUGCCUACUAAUAAAAUGUUUUGCUUUGUCCAUAGGGAGAAUAUAUUAACUAGUGAGAAGCAGAUGAGAGAAUCUUUAAAUUGUUUUAAGCGGACAGUCCACACUGUUUCCAGGCAAGUUUAAACACUGAAUAUAUAUAUAUAUUCAAAAAUCUUUAGAACAACAAACGAUAUUAUGCUCUCAUAUUAUGAAAUAUCAAUUAAUAAUAGCCUAAUGCAUCCUGAGUUAUUAAUGAGUAAUAUAGUGCCCACCGUAAUUGUCUAAUUGCACCAAAUCAAUGUCUGUGAUGUGUAUGUACCCUGAGUAUUGUACUAUUAUUAGCAGCCUGCCAAUACUGAUCAUUGCUAUUCUUUCCCCAUGACUAAUAGAAUACUAUAACCGGGCCACGUGGGAAUCUGGCGUCGUGUCCAUGAUGCAAAACAGUAAGUUCAUGUUUUUUUCUGAGUAACUAUAUACACUGAGCUGUAAAGAGACAUGUGGCACAUGACAUUUAUGCUGAAUAUGUUGGUUUGCAUGUUUGUGUAGAAUAAGGCCAAGAUUUUCCGACAUGUUUACAUUUGCUGAAUUAGAAAUGUUUUUUAUAUGCUCACCCUCAUAUUUUGAUCCACACAGUUGUAUUUGUAUUAGUGGACUUUGACUAGUAUGCUUCUAUUAACCUGUACGUGUAACAACUGAAAUAUAGCCUAAUAUCUGCACCUGCACUAUCACCAACUAUCAGAGAAGAGGCUAGCAGGAAGGAGAAGGCCUCGAUGGUUUUAUUUAUUGGCUAAUUACAUACAACUUCCAAAUAAGGCCUACACAAUAAUAAUAAAACACCAAUAGAAAGAAAGAAAGAAAGAAAGAAAGAAAGAAAGAAAGAAAGAAAGAAAGAAAGAAAGAAAGAAAGAAAGAAAGAAAGAAAGAAAGAAAGAAAGAAAGAAAGAAGAGGAUACGUUUAAAGUUUAUUCUUGAUAUGAUAAAAUAACAUUUCAGAAACGCCUGUUGGGGUAUGCCAAUUCACAUUGUCCAUUAUAUAUGCACUAAUGGACAUUGCAUGGAUCUCAUGGAGAAUAUGUAAUGUUUAUGAAGAUGUUAUUCCUUCUGUAUAACCACAGUGUGAGGGUAAAAGUUUAUGCUUUGAUGAGACUGAGUAUUUUUUUUAAUGAAUGCAUUGGGACUAUACACGUUAGAGCAGUAUUUACAUAUUUGAGAUGCUAUUCACUAAUUCAUAAUUCAUAAUUUUGUAUCGUUGGCAGAAUGACAAUAAAAUACAUAUAUUUUCUUUCUUAAUGCUGGACAAGAGGUGUAUGACUAUAACGAAGGUGUGUGGAAUGGCUUACUCUCAUUCUCUUAAACUCAACGACACGUUUGUGCUGCAGUGUGCUUUCAUAUUUAUGCCAAUACAUUAUAUUGUCUUGGCUUAGCCUUGCACUUCAUGUAUAUUUUCAUAUAAGGCCUAAAUUUAACAAGUUAUAGGCGUAGGAUCAGAGGGAAGAUGUGACGCAUACACUUGAAAGACCUCCAACCAAACAAAGCAUUUGUAUCUAGGUCAGCUUAAGUAGGCCAUAUUUAAUAAUUGUAUGGUGAUGUGAAGUCCCAUAUUCCCUCUCACAUUUGAAAAGAAAACUGAAGUCUUCAAAUAAUUGCACGAAGAAAAAAAAACAUAUCAAAAUGUACAUUGUGUCUGUUCCUCUCUUUUUAUAUCAGCCUACUGGCUACCAAAAUAUUAGGGCUAUAUAUCAGCCUGUAAUCAAGAUUGUAUAGAACUAUGCCUUAAUUUAUCUCUUGUUACAUUUUUACAUUGUCAUGGCAAUGGACUGUUGCAAUGUUAUAGUGGGGUGAUCUCUUGAGCGAAAUACUGAGCAGAUAUUAUUCGGAUGAGGCCUUCAGUUUGUCUAAAGGUCACGGCUGACUCUGCAGGCUUUGUGCUAAUAACUCCUGGCUGUAUAUGGAACUGAGCGUCCAAAUUGACGCCAUAUGUUUUCCUAUUAAUUGACUUGCAAUAGAAUACAAGGCGCAUAAUCAUUGCCACCGGGCGAGAUUGACACCACUCACCGUGGGGAAUUAUUUAAUGAUUGAGACUUAACCUUUCGAGUGAAAGUUAGAUUGUAUUUUCUUAUCUCUAUGUGGCAGUGAUCAAGUGCAUUUAUAUGAGCACUAGGCCUAUACGGGAGGCGCGUUCAAAGUAAAUAAAUCUUCAAUAUGCUUUUCCCUGCUGACCUAUCAAAUGCACAAACACAAUUGAUUUAAUCUAAUCCUGGAAUCAACCUCAAAAAAUGACAUAGCGAUGGAUUUGCUCUUAUAGCAGUCUUUUCCUGAGCGGAUAGCCUUUAUUUACACCCUGAUUUUGGUUCGAAUUUGUGAAUUUAGCACAAUGUCAGUAGACAACAAAUUCACAAGCACGUGUAAUUUUCUAUUUUAAGGCCUAAUGUAAUAUUAUAAUUGAUGUAGGGCCUACCUAUUAUUUAUCAUUUGAAAACACAGUAACAAAACAUAUAUAAAAGACGGGCGAGUGCAAACAUCUACAGCAGACUCGUGAUAACAAAUAUAGUCUGUGUUGGUUUGUCGCUUGAAAAAAAGAUGUAACUUUUGAUAUAUUAAGAGCGACGCGCGCUCCCAUCCUCGGGCCCGCGCACAGCCCCCUGGCUACCAUAAAAUGAAGCUUCCCUUGAAGGGUAAAUGAGUAGAGUCCAAUUUAGUCUGAGUGAUAUCCAAAUGCAGACAGAAAGGGUCGUUUUAUCAUGCUACUAUUUGUCGUGACGAUGCCAUUUUCAAAAGCAGAGCAGUGUCAUAAAGUGACAUGCCUGCCACAAGUGCUCCAACUGAUCUUUUCAAUUAGCCUUCCAUGCAUGAUCCAGGGCGACUUCCGCCUAUUUCCAGAAAUUAACAUCAAACUUGACGUGCAGCUAGCUUUACUUUAAAGACAAAUGUCAGCCAGGCUCAUCAUAUUUUUCCCCUCUUCUAUAUUUGGAGCUUAUUUAUUGCUAAGGAGCUUGUGCUCUUGGAGUCAAUUUAACGGGAGGCUUCGAAGGGAAGGGAGCGGAGAACUAGAGCAAACGUAGGCGGCUACAAGGAGGCUUCUUUUCCAUUGGACUUCAGGUUUGGUCUGGUUUUCUGGGCUAUCCUAAACUGGAUAUUGUUAAUUAACUCGCACGAAACUUCUUUAAAUGAGCGUUUAUGGUGUUUUGGCUGGUGUAAUAUCAAGUUGAUAUACAGUUGGAUUAGGUGACGAUUUGUUUUUAGUCUUGAAAUUAUACUGUAAUUAGUACUUUAUAAUGCUGUGCCGCAAAUAGCAUUACGCUAUUUGAUCUUAUUAAAGCUUUGUAAAGAUGCGCAAAUCUCGGCUCAGUGGGCUGGAGAUGUUUUGGUCGAGAUCAUACCACACCGCUGACGCUUAAUCAAUGUUCUGCUCGUGUGAUUAGAACAAGAUUGUAGAAAAUAAUAACAUUGCGAGCAUAUCCGGAAAGCAUUUCGAACAUAUGACAGAUGAACAAUGGCAAUAAUUACAGACUACGCAAAUUCCAGCGUGAUUUUCCCUAUGUUUGGUGCUGAACGUUCAGUUUAGUUCUGUUUGAUAACUUUUAUUUUGCAUAGUUAACCACUAAACGCUUGCAUCGGAGACAUCUGUAGUGAAGAGGUUGCUGUUUUUUUAUUUUUUUUUUUUUAUCACAGCUCUUGAUUAGUGGCUUAACUAAAGAUAGUGCAACCCCUGUCUCUGCCCAGGUCACAGCGGAGUGAAUCAGCUCGGCGGAGUGUUCGUCAACGGAAGACCCCUGCCCGACACCACCAGACAGAAAAUAGUCGAGCUUGCUCACAGUGGCGCGCGGCCGUGCGAUAUAUCCAGGAUUCUGCAGGUGAUAACACUGCAUUCUUCUCCCUGUCUGCGUCAGUAAAACGCCUUAGAAUAAGAUUCCUAAUGCGUGAUUUUUAUUUAGAAUAUAUACCAACUCAAUGCACAUCCAACAGUUCAAGCCAUUUCAAGUUGCCGUUUUGAAAAUUAGAAUAUUACGCACGAAUAAAUAGGCUACUUCAUUGUAGCAAUGAAUUAUGGUUUGUGGUGAUGCCAGGAUAUGUUAGGAUACAACCUGCAAACACAACCAUCCAAAGUAGAUGCCCUGAUCCAGUGCAAAUUAAAUUACCGUACCAUUCAAGGUAUAUUUCUUGUGUUAUAGACCCAUGGUGAUGCAAAAGUUCAAGUGCUGGACAAUGAAAACGUAAGCGUAACAAUGUUUGUAGUAUAAACAUAUAUUUCACAUUAGUCUUAAAUAAUGUAUGUGAUUUGUGUCUAUUGUUUUCUAUUUAGGUGUCAAACGGCUGUGUGAGUAAGAUUCUGGGCAGAUACUAUGAAACCGGCUCCAUCAGACCAAGGGCGAUCGGGGGUAGCAAACCAAGAGUAGCAACUCCCGAGGUGGUCGGAAAAAUUGCAGUAUACAAGAGGGAGUGCCCUUCAAUCUUCGCGUGGGAAAUUCGUGACAGACUGCUAUCCGAGGGGGUCUGCACAAACGAUAAUAUACCCAGUGUAAGUUCAUUGAGUGUAAGUUAUUAGUCAUACCAUUUUAUAGGCCUAUACGCUUAAAACAAUUACCAUGAACAACUGACCUCCAUAUUGGUUAUGAUUAUGCACCUGUAUCAGAACAAUUACAUAAAUUGACAAUUUAAUUGAUAUUUUCUUAAUCUCCCAUUUCGAUAGCGAGUUUCUUAUCCAAAUACAUAUUGUGAAUGUGAGGGUAUGCAUGCACUUAUGUGACAGAUCACUUGCAAGCCAGUGUGCCGUCACAAGGGAAGCAAGCGCCAAGCGCGUUUAAUUAAUGUGAAGCAUUUUGGGUUUGUCUUUCAGGUGUCGUCGAUAAACAGAGUACUGCGCAACCUGGCUAGCGAGAAGCAACAGAUGGGCGCAGAUGGCAUGUAUGAGAAGUUGAGAAUGCUGAACGGUCAGACUGGGACGUGGGGGACCCGGCCGAGCUGGUACCCCGGAACCUCAGUGCCAGGACAGCCCAACCCAGGUAGGAGAAUCACUGGAUUUGACGAGUGGAGUGCGGAUGAGUGGCGCAGUGGUCUAAGGCACUGUAUCUCAGUGCUAGAGGCGUCACUACAGACCCUGGUUCGCUUCCAGGCUGUAUCACAACUGGCUGGCUGUGAUUGGGAGUCCCAUAGGGCGGCGCACAAUUGGGCCAGCGUCGGCCGGGUUUGGCCGGGGUAGGCCGUCAUUGUAAAUAAGAAUUUGUUCAUAACUCACUUGCCUAAUAAAAUAUUAUGUUGUAUUUAUAACGAUUAAUUAUUAUUAUUAUUAUUAUUAUUAUUAUUAUUAUUAUUAUUAUUAUUAUCAUUAUUAUUAUUAUUAGUAGUAGUAGUUUUAGUAGUAGUACAAUUAUAGUAUCAUUAUAGUAUGCCUAUAUUAUUACAAUAGUGUUAUUACUAAAAUAAACAAUAAUAUCUCAUUUUUAUUUUAUCGUGUUAAAACAUUAUUAGGCUACAUUAUUGUUACAUUGUUUAAAGUAACAUGGGAAUAAACAUUUAUUUUUAGAAAAUCUUUGAGUUCAGUUGAUAUUGUUUAUCACUAAUGCAUCUGCUUCAUUAAACUUAUUAGACUUACGCAUGGAACUGUAAUUCAUUUGCUGGUCUAUAUGCAGAGAAGUAACCGAACACUUCGACAUUUGACCUUUGGGAAACAUAGAUGCAUGUAUAAUUCUGACGUGAGACUGUGAGAGCUUGUUGAGAUUAAAAGAUUACUUGGUUUGAUUCGACUAGUUAUUAAUUUGCAAAAUCUUGGCAUGUUUUUCUAUCAACAAUUUUUUUACAAUAUGGUUGUAAUUUCACAAUUUAGUCUGCACGAUUUAGUCUGCACGAUUUAGUCUGCACGAUUGAUCCAUUCCUAGGCCUAUGGGCCUACAAUAUUUUGCAUUCGGUCUCCCACCCGAGGAUGAAAAAAAUCUGAAGCAGUGUGCGGAAUAUCUGUACAAAGGAUGUUUCUGUCACACGCAAGAAUUUGUUAUGGGAACAGUUCUGUCGCUAUGUAAUUGCUCAUUAGAGAACGUUUUGUUUCUCAUUAAGGGCGACAUGAAUAAGCAUCUAGUUUGAGGAGACAGCUGUAGAAAUGUUCCACGGGAGACCUCUGGACACGAUAUGGCAUCACUUGCCAAUUAGACACGUCAGUUUUAAGAGAACUAAACAAUAAAAGAUGGACACCAUAGAGAUACAAAUAGUCGUGUUUUCCCCCUCAUAAUAUCUGCAGUGUUUUGGUGUUGUUGGCAACUACAUCUGUCUCGCGAAUCGCCUACAUUUUUCUUUUCUCCACUAUCUAUUUAUUUUCCAACUCUUAAAGUCCUAUUGGCUUUGGAGCUCUGGCAGAAUGAAGUUACCUCAACAAUUACAUGAAGGUGGAUGAAAGGUGACCGAGUGUCAUGAGUAGCAAAUUGUAGCCUAUUUUUUAUUAGCAUAUACAUUUUUUUUAUUGUAUUAUUUUGUAUUAUUGUCAUUAUGAUUAUUAACUAGGCACUACUGUUAUUAUAAUAGUAUCAUAAUUGUAUUCAUUAUAUAAUCUAAACCUAUAUAAUCUUAUCAAAAUUAUAUAGGCUAAUAUUAUUAUAUAUGAAUAAUAAGGCUGUUGUUGUUUGUACUUCAAAUGUAUCUCUGUUAUCCUGUCUAUUCACAAUGUGUGUGUAAACAACACAACCAGCUAUACCAACAUUGUAUGUUCACUUAUGUUCUGCCAUAAGUGUCUAUACUUGCGUGGAGUGCGAUUUCAAGCGCAUUAAGAAUCCAUUACUCCGGAAGCAUAUGGUUGGGUGAGGUCUCAGAGGGGGACAAAUAUGGUCUCAAUCUGAUAAACGCCACGCAACAGUGAAUAAAAUAACGAAUUCAUUAGAGUGACAGGGCCUAAAAAGAGACAACUCUUUCAUAAGGAGAGGGUAAAAGCUCGCGCUAGCGAUUUUGUGCUUUUAGGGAUCAACGUGACAGUUUUUCUUAUCUUUUUUUCUUUAUAGAGGACUAAAGCUGUCUAUAGGGUUUAGACACUUUCUCUUUCAGGGGGUCCCAGAAUGUUUUGAGUUUCUAUUGCUGAAAGAUGCCGCAGUUGGUUCUCUAUCUUCUGGCUUGUUUUAUGCCUCACUGAUUGCGACACGUGAUACUAUGGAACCGUAUAUUUCCCAGCGUCUUUCAUUAAUGAAAACAAAUCCCAAAUCUAGCGACAGUUGGUCUGGCUGAGAGAUAAUAGGACGCACAUUCACUCCUUUUGACAGAUUAGCUGCAAAACUAUAGCACACUGGCCACUGAUACGCUUUCUUUUUGGAGAGACAUUUAAAGGGGAUAACUUAAUCGUCGUGUAUGUUUACACAUAGUUCUGAAUAAUGCAUUUGGUUUUGGAACUACAAUUCUGUCAAAAAGACAUACGCAUAACGUCAAAGCAGAGUGAAUAAGAUACCCACAUAUGAUGAUGGGUCACUGCUGAUAUGUUUUUCUAAUAUAGCAAGAUUAUAUUACUUAUAUUACUUACCAAUACAGUUUAUGACUAUACUGAGCAACCUGCCCGGGCAUGUAGAAAAAAACAUGAAAUGUAAAAUGGUAAUCACCCUCACAAUAAACUGUCAAAGCAGAUUUACUAGGCCUACAUAACUAGUCUUUCUAUAUCAUCUUGCUACAAAGGCAUAAUGUAAUGGAGCAAAGGGAUGCUGAAUAAAGUGUUUAUCAACGCCACUCACUGAGGCUCCCUAACUCACUGUAGGUUUCCCUGUCCCCUUUAAGGAGGCCUAACAAACAGGGGCUGAACAAGAUAUGUCUCAUUCAGUAUGUGCUGGGUGUUUUUCUUCCAUGGCCUAAAGAAGGUAUAAAUCCUAACUGGCAUUGAACAGGGCAUCCUAGGAGACAGUGAUUAAUGAUAGCAGUGCAUAAAGGUUAACAUACUAAGCUGAAAAGUCUGUUGGCUGGAAUCCUCCAGCUACAAUGAAGGGUACUGAGUGCCUCAGAGAAUCCCUUUGUUGCCUUCUCCAAUUGUUUCCUCAAAAUUCUGCCCAGGAAAGUUUGCCAACCCCUCCACAGACCAUGAAUGUAAUAGUUUCCCUUAUGCUCCUGGUAUUGUGUGGUCAUGAAAAACAGCUUUUAUUCAAGUGUUGGGGGUUAUUUCAAUGGGUGUACAAACACCCAUGUGGAAAAAGCUAACAUUUAAAAAGGGAACGUUUGGAUUUUAAAGCAUUUCAGGGGAUCCAAAUAGGUUCUAUCACAUUUUGUUAUAUUUCAGCACGACAGGCAUUGUUACAUGGUCAUAAAAGAUCGAAGCCAAAAGGAAUAUUUUCCCACAACAUUUUAUAGCAUUUUUCCAUAGCCUGACGUGACUAAUAAUAUCUGGUCGAAAUAAUACAAUGAAUUGUCAAACCAAGUCAAUAUCAGCUGGAAGAAGCAGAGAACUCAACAAGUCUCAACAUUUCACAUAUUUUAAGAUAAUAUUUUACGCACAGAUGGGCUUUGGACAUAUCCUCAUAGGCCUCAUUAAAAUCCAAGGAACGCAAAAUGCUAACAUGAUCACAUCUACUUCCCAACAGGUGCACCUCAUGCUAUGCGGGGAAGCUGAAGAAAGAGUGAUAGCUUGUAUUGAUUUAUUUAUUCUGUAUGUUUCAGAUGGUUGUCCACAGUCAGACGGUGGAGGUGAGAACACUAAUUCAAUAAGUUCGAAUGGAGAAGACUCGGAUGAGACCCAAAUGAGACUUCAGCUCAAAAGAAAAUUGCAAAGGAACCGCACUUCGUUCACACAAGAACAGAUAGAAGCGCUUGAGAAAGGUAAAUUAUACCGCCACGUCACAUGUUCUUGUCCAACUGUCGGCCAAAGUAAUCUCAUUAAUGAGCUGGUGAUACUAAAUUUGUCUAUUUUACACAGAAGUAAAGCAUCAAGGCUGACUCAUUCUAUUCAUUUUGAAUAUCACCACAGAUUACUGUUUUCAUUGGGAUACUGUGAACAACUUAUUCACUGCAAAUGAUACAUUUUCCCACAACUACAUUAGUCUGAAUGCUUUUUUAGGCAUAUUUGAUGUAUAGCACAUUUAAUGACUUCCUUUUUAGUUCUUACUAAUGUUGUUUUUGUUUCAGAGUUUGAAAGAACUCACUAUCCAGAUGUUUUCGCAAGGGAAAGACUUGCUGCAAAAAUCGACCUCCCAGAGGCCAGAAUACAGGUACAGCAACCUCUCCUUGUGCCCAUCAAUAUCACCUUGAAUUUAGGGAUAUUAUAUUUUAUUUAUUUAUUUAUUUAACCUUUAUUUAACUAGGCAAGUCAGUUAAGAACACAUUCUUAUUUACAAUGACAGCCUACCAAAAGGCCUCCUGCGGGGACAGGGGCUGGGAUAAAAAAAUAAAUAUAUAUAUAUAUAAAUAUAGGACCAAACACACAUCACAACAAGAGAGACAACACAACACUACAUAAAGACCUAAGACAACAACAUAGCAUGGCGGCAACACAUGACAACACAGCAUGGUAGCAACACAACAUGAAAAACAUUAGCAACAACAUGGCAGCACAACAUGGUAGCACACAGACAUGGUACAAACAUUGGGCAGACAACACAAAGGGCACUUAUAACCACAUUCACAGUGUGACACAUCCAACGCUAACCUUUGAAACAUGACUGUGGUUUCAGGUAUGGUUUUCAAAUAGAAGGGCAAAGUGGAGGAGGGAGGAGAAACUCCGGAAUCAAAGACGACAAGCCAGUAACUCUUCCAGUCACAUCCCUAUCAGCAGCAGUUUCAGCACCAGUGUCUACCAGCCCAUCCCACAGACCACAGCACCAGGUUGGAGUCAGUGAUCUUUAUCAAAACGUCCUGUUACAUCAUAUACAUUCCACCGUCAUGUAUUGCCUGUAGGGUCUAUUUAUGUUAUUUUAGUACUGUAGCCUAAUCAGCAUGGAGAAUAAAAAUCUAUUGUACAAAUAUGUGUGAGAGGAGUGCCACACAAUCCAUUCUAUGUUCCUGCAUACCAAGGAUACAAAUGGCAAUCAGGUGCUGACUGGUAUCUAAAAUACCUUUCUAUAUCCUGCCCCUGCAGUAUCGUUCUCGUCAGGAUCCAUGUUGGGAAGACCAGACACAGCCCUCACAAACACAUACAGUGCCCUGCCACCUAUGCCAAGCUUCACCAUGGCCAACAACCUGCCUAUGCAAGUAUGUACAUCACUGUCAGAUAUUUUUUCUAAUUACUUAGUAUAGCAUCCAAAUUAAUGACCAUGAUAAAUAUAUGUUGUAAACCUAUAUAAAGUAUACAUACUUGUCACACAAGUUAAUGCUGUAACUUGCAAUGCUGUAUUAAAUACUAUGCUGAAUUUCUAGUUGAAAUUUGAUAGUACAAUAUUUGCGUUCCCAUGCUUGGUGUAGCCCACCCCUUAGUAGAUACAGUAGGAGAUGUUGCUAGGCGACAGAGAAGCUGGUGAAUCUGACUGUCCUGUGUGUUGUCCCCUCAGGCCCCUGUGUCCAGCCAGACCUCCUACUCCUGCAUGCUGCCCACCAGUCCCUCAGUCAACGGGCGGAGCUAUGACACGUACACCCCUCCUCAUAUGCAGGCACAUAUGAACAGCCAAUCAAUGGCCGGCUCAGGAGGCAACUCAACAGGUAAGCAGAGAAAAAGGCUCAUGACAAAAUAAAGAAAAUCCAAGACAUUAUGAAUCACCAUUUGCAAACAUUAGUAGGUACAGUGCCAUCAGAAAGUAUUCAGACCCCUUGACUUUUUCCACAUUUUAUUGUGUUACAGCCUGAAUUUAAAAUGGAUUAAAUGUCGAUUUUUUGUCACUGGCCUACACAUAAUACCCCAUAAUGUCAAAGUGGAAUUAUGUUUCUAGAAAUGUUUACAAAUUAAUACAAAAUGAAAAGCUGAUAUGUCUGAAGUCAAUAAGUAUUCAAUCCCUUUGUUAUGGCAAGCCUAAAUAAGUUCAGGAGUAAACAUUUGCUUAACAAGUCACAAAAUAAGUUGCAUGGAAUCAAUCUGUGUGCAAUAAUAGUGUUUAACAUUAUUUUUGAAUGACUACCUCAUCUCUGUACCCCACACAUACAAUUAUCUGUAAGGUCCCUAAGUCGAGCAGUGAAUUUCAAACACAGAUUCAACCACAAAGACCAGUGAGGUUUUCCAAUGCCUCGCGAAAAAAGGGCACCUAUUGGUAUACAAAAAAUAAAAUAAAAAAGAAGACAUUGAAAAUGAUUUUGAGCAUGGUGAAGUUAUUAAAACACUUUGGAUGGUGUACCAAUACACCCAGUCACUACAACGAUACAGGACUCUUUCCUAACUCCGUUGCCGGAGAGGAAGGAAACCACUCAGUGAUUUCACCAUGAGGCUAAUGGUGACAUUAAAACAGUUACAGAGUUUAACGGCUGUGACAGGAGAAAACUAAGGAUGGCUCAACAACAUUGUAGUUACUCCACAAUACUAACCUAAUUGACAGAGUGAAAAGAAGGAAGCCUGUACAGAAUAACAAAUAUUCCAAAACAUGCAUCCUGUUUGCAGCAAGGCACUAAAGUAAUAUUGCAAUAAAUGUGGCAAAGCAAUUCACUUUUUGUCCUGAAUACAAAGUGUUAUGUUUGGGGCAAAUCCAAUACAACACAUUACUGAGUACCAAUCUCCAUAUUCCAAGCAUAGUGGUGGCUGCAUCAUGUUAUGGGUAUGCUUGUCAUUGGCAAUGUCUAGGGAGAUUUCCAGGAUAAGAAAAAAAAGGAAUGGAGCUAAGCACGGGCAGAUUCCUAGAGGAAAACCUGGUUCAGUCUGCUUUCCACCAGACGAUGGGAGAUUAAUUCACAUUUCAGCAGGACAAUAACCUAAAACACAAAGCCAAAUCUACACUGGAGUUGAUUACAAAGAAGACAGUGAAUGUUCCUGAGUGGCAGUUACAGUUUUGACUUAAAUCUGCUUGAAAAUAUAUGGCAAGACCUGAAAAUGAUUGUCUAGCAAUGAUCAACAACCAAUUUGACAGAGUUUGAAGAAUUUUGAAAAGAAUAAUGGCAAAUGUUGCACAAUCCAGGUGUGGAAAGCUCUUAGAGACUUACCCAGAAAGACCCACAGCUGUAAUAGCUGCAAAAGAUUAUUCUAACAUGUAUUGACUCAGGGGGUUGAAUGCUUAUAUAAUCGAGAUAGAUUAGUGAUUUAUUUUUCAUAAAUGUUUUACAAAUGUUACAAUUUUUCUUCCACUUUGACAUUAGAGUAUUUUGUGUAGAUCAUUGACAAAAAAAUACAAUUAAAUCAAUUUUAAUUCCACUAUCUAACACAACAAAAUGUGGAAAAAGUCAAGGGGUGUGAAUACUUUCUGAAGGCACUGUAUUUUGAUAGAUAGAUAAAAACUACAUUUUUUCUUAAUGAAUGUUGAAAAUAUAAAUUAUAUGGAGAUGCUUGUUUACAUUAAUUAUGUUAUGAGAAUAUUGUUAUGUGUUCUAAGACUUCAAUGAAUGUUACUGAGCAGACACUAGAAGGUACUGACUGUAUGGUGCCAGAACUGAUCCAUCGCUCUGUGUUUGUUGUGUCAGGUCUCAUCUCUCCUGGAGUAUCUGUUCCUGUCCAAGUCCCAGGCAGUGAAGCAGACAUGUCGCAGUACUGGCCCAGGCUACAGUAG